ACCAGGAAGCUCUGCGACAGCGUGAUGAUCAGUUGAGCGAUGUGUUGAGUACUGUGAUGUCUACACCCGCGACGUCGGUCGAUGCCCAGCGAGCAGCACUGUUGGCUAGAUAUCCGCAAGCAGUCGAGAGCAUUUUGUCAGCUCGAAGCGGCCACAGUCACGAAACGACGGGAGAGAAUAAUAAAGAUAAAGACCACGACGUGGAACAAAUACAAGGUGAUGCAGCUAGUGCCAAGAUUUGUUCGACUUCUGCUUUUACAGCCAACAAGGAGAAGGAGAAGGUGUUGGAGGACCUACCGGAC
This is a messenger RNA of Amoebophrya sp. A25, 302 nucleotides long. The record is from the annotation of a GenBank genome assembly. NCBI's taxonomy places the organism in Eukaryota, Dinophyceae, Syndiniales, Amoebophryaceae.